AUGGUGACAGGCAGACAGAAAGUGGAAGAGGAGGAGAGCGAGGGGCUCCCAGCCUUCCACCAUCCCUUACAUGAAGUCGAUGGCAAUAAAGUUAUGUCUUCAUUGGCCCCGUACAACUCAUCUACCUCACCUCAGAAGGCAGAAGAAAGUAGGCGACAGAGCGGCGAAUCCGUAUCGAGCACAGCCCUGGGGACUCCGGAGCGGCGCAAGGGCAGCUUAGCAGAUGUGGUGGACACCUUAAAGCAGAGGAAGAUGGAAGAACUAAUUAAGAAUGAGCCGGAAGAUACCCCCAGUAUUGAAAAGCUACUCUCAAAGGACUGGAAAGACAAGCUCCUGGCAAUGGGAUCAGGGAACUUUGGAAAAAUAAAAGGGACUCCAGAGAGCCUUGCUGAGAAGGAACGGCAGCUCAUGGGGAUGAUCAACCAGCUGACCAGUCUUCCAGAGCAAUUCCUGGCUGCCAAUGAUGAGCAGAAGAAACUGGCUUCAUCUCAGAUAAAGAAACAGCGCCAGCAGAUGGAGCUGGCCAAGCAGCAGCAGGAACAGAUCGCGAGGCAGCAGCAGCAGCUUCUGCAGCAACAACACAAAAUCAACUUGCUUCAACAACAGAUCCAGGUUCAAGGUCAGCUGCCGCCACUGAUGAUCCCCGUGUUCCCUCCUGACCAGCGGACCCUUGCUGUAGCUGCGCAACAAGGAUUCCUCCUUCCUCCUGGUUUCCGCUACAAGGCUGGGUGUAGUGACCCUUACCCUGUUAAGCUGAUCCCAACCACCAUGGCAGCUGCUGCUGCAGUGACACCAGGCUUAGGCCCACUCCAGCUGCAGGAUGAAGUGGCCCAGCCACUGAACCUAUCAGCUAAACCCAAUACCUCUGAUGGCAAAUCACCCACAUCACCCACCUCUCCCCACAUGCCAGCUCUGAGAAUAAACAGUGAGGUGGGCCCCCUCAAAGCCUCUGCCCCAGCAAGAGUUAACAAGAAAAAAACAACACUGGAGAGUCUGACUCAGCAGCUGGCAGUUAAACCGAACGAAGAAAGGAAAUUUAUCCAUGGCACGAUGGAUUUCAAUAUGAGUGGAGACUCCGACGGAAGCGCCGAAGUUUCAGAGUCAAGAAUUUACAGGGAAUCUCGGGGACGUGGCAGCAACGAGCCCCAUAUAAAGCGUCCGAUGAAUGCCUUCAUGGUGUGGGCGAAAGAUGAACGGAGGAAAAUCCUUCAGGCUUUUCCUGACACGCACAAUUCCAACAUCAGCAAGUUAUUGGGAUCUCGCUGGAAAGCUAUGACCAACCUAAAGAAACAGCCAUAUUACGAAGAGCAGGCCCGCCUCAGCAAACAGCACCUGGAGAAGUACCCAGAUUAUAAGUACAAGCCCAGGCCGAAGUGCACCUGCCUGGUGGAUGGCAAGAAGCUGCGCAUCGGGGAGUACAAGGCCAUCAUGCGGAACCGGAGGCAGGAAAUGCGACAGUACUUCAAUGUCGGGCAACAAGCACAGAUUCCCAUUGCAACUGCCAGAGCUGUGUACCCUGGAGCCAUCGCCAUGGCAGGAAUGCCAUCCCCUCACCUGCCCCCAGAGCACUCAAGUGUGUCCAGCAGCCCAGAGCCUGGAUUGCCCGUGAUUCAGAGCACUUACGGUGUGAAGGGAGAGGAGCCUCAUAUCAAAGAGGAAAUCCAAGCUGAGGACAUCAACGGAGAGAUUUACGGAUGAGUAUGAUGAGGAAGAAGA
Molecule: messenger RNA, 1716 nt
Organism: Peromyscus eremicus (cactus mouse)
Lineage: Eukaryota; Metazoa; Chordata; Mammalia; Rodentia; Cricetidae
Product: transcription factor SOX-5-like
Exons: 2
Coding region: 1-1698 (565 amino acids)
Biological process (GO): regulation of transcription by RNA polymerase II; positive regulation of chondrocyte differentiation; cell fate commitment
Cellular component (GO): nucleus
Molecular function (GO): DNA-binding transcription factor activity, RNA polymerase II-specific; RNA polymerase II cis-regulatory region sequence-specific DNA binding
Source: RefSeq, a predicted model, not a curated record